AGAGCUGCCAAGGUAACUGACCUGCCAGGCCAUGGCCUCCCUCGGCAGUGGGAGCUGGAGCGGCGCCCCAUUACAGAGUGCAGCCCCCACGCCCUGGGUGACCAUCUUGCAGCCUUGUCCUUGGACUGUCCCGUCUCCUCUGCCCCAGCCUAGCCGAGUCAAGGAAGACCUGCUGGAGCUCAUGAUGCUGCAGAAUGCCCAGAUGCAGCAGCUGCUGCUGAGUCAGCUGGUGGCUGGAGCCCUGAACCCAGGGCCAGAGUGGUCCAGCCCACAGCUCUAUACAGACAGCCGACAGGAACCAGUGGAGGAAGAGAUGGAGGCCCAGGAGCAGGAGCCUUUGGUGUUCCACCAUCACUAUCUGCCUUGCCCAGUGACCUCCUUGGGCCCCAUGGCACUCUGGCCAGCCUCUUUCCUCCCUGUUCCCCCACAUCAGCCUCCCUGGCAGGGUGCACCGGGGAUUCAGCGCCAGCCCCAGCCCCCUGCCUCCAGGCGAGGGGAGGGGAGAGAUGUGCCCCCACCCCCACCUCCCAGUGCCACAGGGACUGUUGGUGCAGAUGUACCCCCAGCUUCAGACUACUAUGAUGCUGAGAGCCUGCCAUGAAGACAGACAUUCACCAGGCCUCACCAGCUUCUGCACAGGGCUGCCAAAACGCUGGAGCGACUCUGACUCUGUGCCCAUGCCGGAGACCUUCUGGCCCACUCUGCCCCAGCCAAGCCCUCUACCCUGGGGCAUCAGGCUCUCAACUCCACUGCUGUCUUGAGCUGGCUUUUCUGCAUCAAAAGCUCCUUGGAGUCCCUCCCUGACCCAGAAGCCACAUAAACCCAAUUGAUCCACUGUUUCCUGUCUGGACCAGAGUAAGGCCCUGAUACCAGAGCCCCAGCUGGCCUUUGCCCCUCUCUCCUCUCUGUGGCAUCACCCUUGGGCCUGAAAUAGAGCAAGGGAGAAGAGGGUGGCUUGUGUCUCCAAAUGCCUUAAGGCCCUCGGAGGGCAGCUUGGUUGGGGAGAAGGCCAGCUCAGGAGGCCCCUACGGCAGACUUGGCUUCCUCCAGUCCCCUUUCACUGGACUCUGUUGGCAGAAAGGAGAGUCAGGGGCUGGGUCCUGAUUCAACCAGGAACAGCCCCAGGUCCCCAGGGCCAUGUGCAAACAGAAUGUCCUCCCGCUCAUGAGACCUCAGUAGGAAACUGGUUGCUAAUGGUGUGGGUAGAUGUCUGGGGCCUGGGCUGCAGAGGCUCUGGAAAGCCAUGGGAAAUAGCAGGGGGCGGGAAGAACGGAGGCGACACACACAGGGUGAGCAGGUGACACUUAGUACCUUCCUUGUGUUGUCUGUUAGCCCAGGAGCAGACACGGAGGGCACAGGGUGAAAUCCAGGGGUUUGUAUUGAGGCUCAAACAAGGAAAUGUCCCCAGAGCCUUGGGCUGCUGCCACAGUCCUUCGCCUGUGCUGGACCACACCCUGGGGGUGCCAUGUUGAGUUCCAGCAGCCACCAGGGACCCGGCAACAUCAGCUCACACAGGACGUUGCCGGAAGGCUCGGGGCAGCCUCCUCCAUGCAGCUAGCACCCCAUAGGAGCCCAUCCGCCUCCUGUGCCAGUGCUGGCCGAGGAUAAAGCAGAGCAGGACGGAUGUCACAAAUAAGAACAGGAGUAUUGACACCACCACGAUUAUGAUGACCAUCGGGUUGUUGUUUAUAAUCUCUGGGGAGGAAAGAGACAGUUAGAGCUUUCCGGGUGCCAGACACCCCAGGGAGUCCACCAUCACUCCUUGCCCACUCAGGCAUUCCACAGUCAGCCGGUAGCGGAGAGCAGUGGCAUGAGGUCUGACAUGUAAGGAAGGUGGCCUCCGCUCCAGGCCACCAGGCAGAGCAGACACCCCUCUUCCAGCAGCUCCUGAGGCCAGUAUGUAGAGGCUGGACACCAUGGUGUUGUGGAAUAUUAGCUGAAGAUGUG
Onychomys torridus (southern grasshopper mouse) is the source of this 1947-nucleotide messenger RNA. It is a transcript of the gene Prr29, whose product is annotated as proline rich 29. The transcript is spliced from 6 exons. The record is from RefSeq and is a predicted model, not a curated record. Lineage: Eukaryota; Metazoa; Chordata; Mammalia; Rodentia; Cricetidae. The coding region runs from base 32 to 601 and encodes 189 amino acids.